CUAACCCCUUCAGCACGUCAUCAUCGGGUGGCAGCUGGGAGCACGUUUUAGUGCUACAGUCACAAACCCAGCGGAGCUGAAGUGUCAUAACGAGUCCUAACUUACUAGCCGUGGGACAGGAGAGUGCACCAUGGCGGCUCUGAGUGGUUUUGACAUUGAUGCCCCACGCUGGGAUCAGUCCACGUUCAUGGGACGUCUCAAACAUUUCUUCAACAUUACGGACUGUCGCACCGCUCUCCUUUCUGACUCCAAACUGGACGAAGCGAAAGCUUUAGUGGAGAGCUGCAGAGCAGGGUCUGUCCCUCCAGGUACCACUGUGGAACAGCUGCACUAUGCCAAGAAGCUCUAUGACUCAGCAUUUCACCCUGACACUGGCGACAGGAUGAACCUGAUUGGCAGAAUGUCUUUCCAAGUGCCUGGGGGCAUGGCCAUCACAGGCUUCAUGCUGCAGUUCUACAGGACGGUUCCUGCUGUGGUGUUUUGGCAGUGGGUUAAUCAGUCUUUCAACGCUUUGGUCAACUACACCAACCGCAAUGCUGCCUCUCCAAUCACACCCAAACAGAUUGGGGUGGCUUAUGCAACAGCGACAAGCACUGCAUUGGCCACUGCUGUGGGUUUGAACCUUUACACAAAGAAAGCUCCGCCUCUGGUGGCUCGCUGGGUGCCUUUUGUAGCCGUGGCUGCAGCUAACUGUGUAAACAUCCCCAUGAUGAGACAACAGGAAAUCUUGAAUGGCAUCGCGGUCACGGAUGAAAAUGGAAAUAAGCUUGGCCACUCAAGACAAGCAGCAGUCAAGGGCAUCACACAGGUGGUCAUUUCUCGAGUCACCAUGGCAGCACCAGGCAUGAUCAUCCUCCCUAUUAUAAUGCAGAGACUAGAAAAACAUAGAUUCAUGCAGAAAAUUACAUUUCUGCAUGCACCGUUGCAAGUGAUGAUGGUUGGAGUGUUCCUGAUCGUCAUGGUGCCUGCAGCCUGUUCACUGUUUCCACAGAGAUGCUCUCUGGCUGUGUCCAAGCUGGAGCCAGAGCUCAGAGAGUCCAUCAUCUCUCAGUAUGGUGACAGUGUCAAAUAUGUCUACUUCAACAAGGGCUUGUGAUGCUUGUACCUGAUUCUCCUAGGAUUGAGGGACCUGGGCCAAUCCUGAGCUGGACCAUAGGGAGUGGCCAAUUUUUGCCCAAAUGCAGACAUGUAGGACACAUUAGUCUUUUUUUUCAUGUUACUCAUCUAAAAGUGUUUCACUUUGAAAAAAGUCUUAGAUUAAGAUGUAUGGUCUGAAAUGGGGUCUUUAAGUUCCCAAAGACCUCUAGCCUGUUUGUAUUUAUCCAGUUCCCAGCACUCAUAAACCAGAUAGAGCAGGUUACAAGCUGAGGAAUACUGAUAACCUGGCUCAGGUGAGUUACCAGCUGGAGUUGAAUAAAAUGUGGACUGUGAGUUGUACUGGAAUGGGCUGAAUAUGGAUCAGAAUUUACACUUGGUUUACAUCAUUGAUUACACUGAAAAUGGUUUGAAUCACUUUGUUUUUAUGAUCGUUUUACAGAGGCUGAUUUUUUUACUUUUGAUUAGAAAAUAAUUGGACAAGCCUGUUAGAAUUGGUCAUUAAGCCUUUCUGGUGCCAACAGUCAGAGCUAACUAAUCAUGAGUAGACUUUGUUUUGGAGCUGUUUUUAACUGUGAAUAGGGAGAGGGGUGUGUAAUGUUAAUGCUGAGCAUACUGAUCUCUCAGGAACUUUUAAUUAAGAGGUUUUAAGCUUUACAGGUCAAUUUAGUACUUGAAACAGGUUAAAGGGCCCAUAUUGUGAAAUACUGAAUUUUUCUAUUUUUUUUUUUUUUUAAUAAAUGAGUUUGAUAUGGUGACGUUAAUUAAAAGUUUUAAUACGGACGGUUCACUCCACCAGUCCAUAUGUGGAAAGUAAGUAGCAAAAACAGCCCAUUUUGAAUUUGCUGUUUUUAUGAUGUCACAAAGACAUAACAAAAUUACAUUCACAGAAGUUUAGUCCCACCCAUUCCUGCUAAAGCUAUAGGUGUAUCUUUUGAAUGAGGCACAAUGAUCAGAAUGGAGGUCCAUAUACAUUUACAUUAGUCUUAAUAAACAACAAAAACUUCCUGUUUAAUUCGUCAUAGAUCCAAGUCUGUGGUUAUAUAAAAUGAAUUAUAGUUGUUUUUGGCGCAUAAACUCACACAAACCUUAGAAGUGGUCUUCAUGGAAAAAAUAAAAUACAAGAAAAUUUAGGAUAUGGGCCCUUUUUGUUAAUGCAGGUUUAUGAGAUGUUACAGUGUAUGUAUCGCCAAAUAUAUGAAUGAGAUGAUAAUGUUAUGGACUGUUAAUGAUCUGUAUUGAGAUGUUACUGCUACUCCUUCACAAUGUGCCUUAUACACAAAAAACCCUUGAAGUAGAACAUUCUGUCCUAGUUUUUCUGACCUAGUCUGCAACAUCCUCAUACACGUACAGCCACAUCUUAAGUAUGAUGCAUAUUUUAUAAUUUUCAGAGAUGAAAUAAAUACAGCCACACUUGUAGACUGUUGUAUCUUUA
Molecule: messenger RNA, 2530 nt
Organism: Colossoma macropomum (tambaqui)
Lineage: Eukaryota; Metazoa; Chordata; Actinopteri; Characiformes; Serrasalmidae
Gene: sfxn2
Product: sideroflexin 2
Exons: 12
Coding region: 131-1096 (321 amino acids)
Biological process (GO): monoatomic ion transport; serine import into mitochondrion
Cellular component (GO): mitochondrial inner membrane
Molecular function (GO): monoatomic ion transmembrane transporter activity
Source: RefSeq, a predicted model, not a curated record